UCUCCCGCCGCUACGAGCAUCGUAUGAACGUACAGUGGCUAACUUUUUAACUUUAAGUUCUUCUGACAGCGGAUAACUAUUAUUAGUAACUACUCUUAGUUAGCUCGCCAAAAACAAAAAAACAUAUUAGGUACAGCCGUUAGUCCUUUUUGAUAUUUUAAUCCGUGAAUUGUGAACUCUUGUUACCAACAUACGUUGAGCUAACAAUUAACUUAGCUAAUUUUAGCUGAAGUUGUUGCGGUUGACCUCGUCUUAACAGGAGAUAAAAUAUAUACAUUUUAUUUGUAACCGUGAAGCCAUUCGAUGGCGAAAAUGAAAGCUGCAGAGGAUCAAGUUGUUGAAGAUGAUAGCAGCUUCCAGGAUGAUGAGGAGUCCUUCUUCCAAGACAUUGACCUACUACAGAAACACGGCAUUAACAUGGCGGACAUCAAGAAGCUGAAGUCAGUGGGUAUCUGCACUGUGAAGGGGAUCCAGAUGACGACGCGUAAAGCUCUGUGCAACAUCAAGGGCCUGUCCGAGGCCAAGGUGGAAAAAAUCAAGGAAGCUGCUGGAAAAAUGCUGACUGUCGGUUUCCAGACGGCCUUCGAGUACAGCGCGAGGAGGAAGCAGGUGUUCCACAUCACGACCGGCAGCCAGGAGUUUGAUAAACUUCUGGGUGGAGGUUUAGAGAGUAUGGCCAUCACAGAGGCCUUUGGAGAGUUCCGCACAGGAAAAACCCAGCUGUCCCACACACUUUGCGUCGCCGCUCAGCUGCCAGGGGAGGACGGCUACUCCGGAGGAAAAGUCAUCUUCAUCGACACGGAGAACACCUUUCGUCCAGACAGACUGAGAGACAUCGCUGAUAGGUUUAAUGUGGACCACAAUGCUGUGCUGGACAAUGUGCUUUACGCCCGAGCCUAUACUAGUGAACACCAGAUGGAGCUGUUGGACUUUGUAGCCGCCAAAUUUCAUGAAGAGGGAGGAGUGUUCAAGCUGUUGAUCAUUGACUCCAUCAUGGCUCUGUUCAGAGUAGACUUCUCUGGCCGAGGGGAACUGGCUGAACGGCAGCAGAAACUAGCCCAGAUGCUCUCAAGGCUGCAGAAGAUCUCUGAAGAGUACAACGUAGCCGUGUUCAUUACCAACCAGAUGACAGCCGACCCUGGAGCGGGAAUGACAUUUCAGGCUGAUCCUAAGAAGCCAAUUGGAGGACACAUCCUGGCACACGCCUCCACCACACGGAUCAGCCUGAGGAAGGGCCGUGGAGAGAUGAGAAUUGCUAAGAUAUUUGACAGUCCUGAUAUGCCUGAGAACGAGGCCACCUUUGCCAUCACUGCUGGAGGAGUUAGUGAUGCUAAAGAGUGAAGUACAAAGGAAAGAGAUAAGACUUAUUAACACCGUUCCCUGUUAUGUAAUGUAUUCCUAAUGUAUUUAUUGUUAUUUAUUGAGUUUCCUAACUUUAUACAGCUUAUUGUAGUUACAUCAUAUGAA
Messenger RNA from Mugil cephalus (flathead mullet), 1467 nucleotides. RefSeq names its product DNA meiotic recombinase 1 (gene dmc1). Gene Ontology annotation, cellular component: condensed nuclear chromosome; nucleus. Lineage: Eukaryota; Metazoa; Chordata; Actinopteri; Mugiliformes; Mugilidae. The coding region runs from base 304 to 1341 and encodes 345 amino acids. The transcript has 13 exons. Gene Ontology annotation, molecular function: double-stranded DNA binding; single-stranded DNA binding; ATP binding. The record is from RefSeq and is a predicted model, not a curated record. Gene Ontology annotation, biological process: DNA recombinase assembly; mitotic recombination; DNA strand invasion.